Mya arenaria is the source of this 2669-nucleotide messenger RNA. Its product is annotated as zinc finger and BTB domain-containing protein 18-like. NCBI's taxonomy places the organism in Eukaryota, Metazoa, Mollusca, Bivalvia, Myida, Myidae. The record is from RefSeq and is a predicted model, not a curated record. The transcript is spliced from 9 exons. The coding region runs from base 174 to 1976 and encodes 600 amino acids. Gene Ontology annotation, cellular component: nucleus.
AGCGUUUGUUGAUUUCGUGAUGAAUGAUUGAUUGAUCGAUUAACGCAUAAAGAGUCGUAGGCGGCAUUUUUGCGUCUUUGUUCGUACAUGUCGUAUUUUCCAGAGUGAUUUCUUCGAUUUGUAAAGUUUCGCAACUUUACUAAUUGGGAUCUAGAGGCCCGCAAGCAACCACAAUGUCUGAGGAGCAAGGCCAGCGAGUAACUUCAAUGUCCGAGGAGGAAGAACAGCAAGCGACUUCGAUAUCUGAAGAUCAUGACCAGAAAGAAACUUUGAUGUCUGAGGGGCGAGGCCAGCAAACAACUUCGAUGUCUGAAGCUUAUUCAUUGAUGUACAGGGAUUUGCUCAAGAGCCAGAUAAAAGCACUAAUUGAUCAGUUGUCCAAUGUCGGAGUUGAGAGUGUCCUGUUGACAGCGACUCUGACUGAAGAAACAGAUGAGUCUGAAAGUGUUGGAUCAAAUCUGGGUCUUCGAUACAUCACAGAGAAUAUGGAUGUGAAGUCUGGGUUUAGGGAUUAUUGCAAGAAAUUUGGACAACUUAAGGAGAUUUUCAUACCUAGCUGGGCAAAGAAGAGAAAAUGGACCGACCUGCAGUCUCAAAAUGGGCCUGAAGCUGGUGAGCAGACACCGACUAGACAGAGCAAAAGGCUUAGAGUAAUGACAGGAAACCAGCAGAAUAUUGGAACUAUUCCAAUGGCCGACUACAAUCAAAUGGAGGCUACUUCAAAUUCCCCCAAUCCUGGUUUGGGACAAAGGGGAGUAACUCCACCUGUUCAAAUGAAGACAGAGAUACCAGAUUCCCCCUUGCCAGGUACUCCAGGGUCCAGUGAUGGCUGGGCCACAAAGGCCAGAAAACCAGCAGCAACCUUCAUCGUUCAGAAUGAAUCUCCAAUCCCCAAAGGCCACCACAAAUGUUCCAUGUGUAACUACAACUCAAAGUUCAAGGCGAAUGUAACAAGACACGAGAAAUCUGUGCAUGGAAUGAACUGCGAUGGAGCAAUGAACUCGACUGAAUAUGUUUGUGCGCUAUGCACGUAUCGGUCGACAUACAGAUCCAAUGUUAUGAGACAUGAGAAAAGUGUCCACAAGUUAAGCUCCACAUGGAGUGAAAUCGAGAACCGCAAAACUUCAUUCAAUCUGGAUAAAAACCUGUCUAUAGUUGAACAGACACUGCAGAGAGCUGAUUCUGUCAAAACUGAAAACCAGUCUGAUAAUGACUCCAUGAUGCUCAAUAUGGCCGACUUACAAUCCAAGAUGGCUGCCGGUUUCAAUGAAAAUGCUGAAAAUUAUACCUCAAAUGAUGAAAACAGUGCAGAUGAGAAUUAUCAGAUAUGUAAUUACUGUCAGUUAGUAUUUUCCAGCCUCCCAGAACUAAAGAAUCAUAUAGAUAGUGAGCACUUCGGAUCUGAAGAUUUCAAAUGUGAAACUUGUGGUAAAACCUUUGGUAGUAUGUUUAAUCUCCAUGCCCAUGUACAAUCUGUCCAUAAUGCUGCAAAACAGGAACGAUGUGCUUGUGGGAAAACAUUUCAGUACAAAAUAGGUCUCUCCAGGCAUUCGAAACGGUGCCCGGCUGCUAAGCAACAGAGUAAUGGUGUGAAUAUUGAAGCGGGAACCAAUUCUGAAGAUCAUAGUUUGCAGGGAGCCGAUGAUUUAAAUAUUGAUUCCCGGCGUAGUAAUUUACAAGGUAUGGAUUCAAUGCAUGGAACCGAAAAUUCAAAUAAUGAUUCCCAGCUCAGUAAUUCUGCAGCAGGGGAAAGUAUGCAGGGAGCCAAUGAUUUCAGAAAUGGUUCCCAGGAUAAUGAGUUAGUGCAAGUUAGUGGGAAUAUUAGGGCAAAGCAGGGAACCAGUCUUGAGAAAUCGGAAGAAAAUCUGAAUUCUGAGGAAUCUAGCAUGGAUGAAUCUGAAAUGGAUAAACACAAGAGCGAUGGUGAAAAUAUAGACACUGAGAACAGUAGGCAGGCUGACAACAUUAACAAUUAAACCAUAGCAAUAAACCUAUAACAGUGAAUGAUUUAAAGGGACUAAGACACAAGAUGAUACAAUUGCAAGAUCAAAAAGAAAAUUGUCAAAAACUUCAAUCGAAAUCGUUGUGUACAAAGCAUUGAAUCUUACUUGCAAAUGUAUCACAUUGUUUACGACACAUGUAUGUUAAGCAAUUUUUGCACAUUAUUCCAAUGAAUUCAAAAUUUACUCAGUUUUGCACUUUUUUGAACCAGGAAACUCAGCUUUGACAGUGACAUAUUAUUCUUUUUAUCAUGUUAUAUGAUUAUUAUUGGCCUCAUACUAGUUUGUUUUGAUAAUUCUAGUUAUGAGGAAAUAAGUUAUAUUUGCCUAUUUUGGGACCAUCUGGUGUCUAGCCUCUUAAAGUAUGGCUAGCUAGCAAAUCCCUGCUGAGGCUGGUGGUCAUACAGAGCCAUUGUUUUAAGUGGACAGCCACUGAGAAAUCUUACUGAGAUUUUACCUAAUUUUUCUCCUCAUUUCCUCUUGUGUUCAGUGAUGCAUCUGUCCUUGUGUGAAAUUCAGGAAUUGACAAUCUAUUUAUACCGUAUGUUGUAGAAUUGUUUUAACGUUUGUACGCUUGAAGUGAUUUGGUUAUGAUAUUACUAUUCUACCUUUUUUUUCUGUGUGUAAUGAAACAUGUCAAAGAAAUUAAAGAAAUGUCAGGAAUUUUUA